Messenger RNA from Ambispora leptoticha, 177 nucleotides. The record is from the annotation of a GenBank genome assembly. NCBI's taxonomy places the organism in Eukaryota, Fungi, Glomeromycota, Glomeromycetes, Archaeosporales, Ambisporaceae.
AUGUACGAGGUGGUGUUCUGGAAGAGAAGGGGAGGUGACGAGGCGAAUGACAAUGAUACUGAUAAAAUAACAAGGUAUGAAGACACGAACGAACGAAAGGAAUUUCAAGUCAAAUCUCGGUUUAAUGGAACCAGAUUCGAUACUAAAAAAAAACCUAAGAAAAAAUUGACAAAGUGA